Messenger RNA from Hermetia illucens (black soldier fly), 1154 nucleotides. Its product is annotated as delta(3,5)-Delta(2,4)-dienoyl-CoA isomerase, mitochondrial. NCBI's taxonomy places the organism in Eukaryota, Metazoa, Arthropoda, Insecta, Diptera, Stratiomyidae. Gene Ontology annotation, cellular component: mitochondrion. Gene Ontology annotation, molecular function: delta(3,5)-delta(2,4)-dienoyl-CoA isomerase activity. The record is from RefSeq and is a predicted model, not a curated record. Bases 143 to 1081 code for a protein of 312 amino acids. The transcript is spliced from 7 exons.
UGACGUAUCUUUCUGCAUUUGUGGGGAUACCACCAAAGUGGAUUGUUGACGCGAAUUAGUUCAGCGAAGAUUUUACCUUGAAUUUACAUUUAAUAUUAAGAGUAUUGUUCGAAACUAGUGCCUUUUAAAAUAAAAACAAACUAUGCUGGGUCAAAGGAGCUUGAUGUUGGGGAGAUCCGUUAUUACUAGUCAAAUCCAAUCUUCUGCCAAACGAUUGUUAUGUUCUGCUACUGAGCAAACACCGUCAAAAAUCAACAAAUUCAAAGAGAUAGCUGUGACGAUACCUAAGCCUUUCGUGUACCAAGUCGAGUUAAACAAGCCCCAAAAAUAUAAUGCAAUUAGCAUGCAGAUGUGGAUUGAAAUUAAGGACUGUUUUGAACAGCUAAGCGACGAUCCUGAUUGUCGUGUAAUUAUUCUCUCAGGUGCCGGAAAACACUUCACAGCUGGAAUUGAUUUGAAUAGUAUGAUGAAACUUGGUCAAGAAUUGAGCCAAAUUGAAGAUGUUGGCCGGAAAGCAGUCCAUCUUAACAAACGUAUAAAACUCUAUCAGGAUGGGUUUUCGGCUCUUGAAGUCUGCAGGAAGCCAGUGAUUGCUGCUGUACAUUCAGCAUGCAUUGGUGCCGGCAUCGAUAUUAUAACUGCAGCCGAUAUACGUUACUGCUCUGAGGACGCAUGGUUCCAGGUAAAGGAAGUAGAAAUCGGAAUGGCCGCAGACGUUGGUACACUCCAACGUUUGCCAAAAGCUAUUGGCAGUCAGAGUUUGGCCCGUGAACUCUGUCUAACUGGUCGUAAAUUCUUAAGCAAGGAAGCUCAUGCAAGCGGUCUUGUGAGCAAGGUGUUCGCAGAUAAAGAUACAUUGAUAAAUGGUGCGAUUGAAUUGGCUGAAACCAUUGCCUCAAUGAGCCCCAUCGCUGUACAAGCAACCAAGAAAAACAUGGUUUACUCCUUAGAUCAUACAAAUCAAGAAGGCCUAGACCAAAUUCGGGAGAUGAACCAGGCAUUUUUGCAAAGUGAAGAUUUUGCAAAUGCUGUGAUGGCACAAAUUUCUAAGGAUGAGAAACCUGUUUUUUCGAAAUUGUAAUCGUCUGAUUAAAUUUUAAGAAUGCGAUAUAUAUAAAUUGUUCAUAUUUUAAUACAUUUUGCUUCUAAAGUAA